GACCCAGGGGAAUUUAUAAGAUCUUAGUCUUCUUCCUGGCCUCCGCGGUCUGUUCCCUGCGCGACAAAAGUUCCGGGCCUUGUACACAGGGUGAGUGCGAGCCCAACAACACAGAGGCCUAUGCCAGAGUGUUGGAAGAGGAUGGAGAAGGCAAGACGCCUGCGGAUGCAGAGCCUGCGUCCGAGGUAGAAGAUGGGAUAGAAGGUUCAGAUCUGGACCUAGACCAGCCUCAACCUCGUUCUUUCCAGAUGUCUUUCGAAGCCCUUCAGUCACCGGGGGUGAAGCUGGAAACAAGCGUCUUUGGAGGUGUUGACGCCCUGCCGGCCACGAACAAAGCGCGUAAAAUCUUGGAUGGUCGGGUGCACCUGGUUGGGAUUGCGGAAAAGGAUGUAUCCCGUGCCAGCUUGUCUACUGUUCAGUACGAGUGGGUGCAGAUGAUACGGGGCAACAGAAGCUAUACUGUUACCUUCGAGUGCAGCGACGAAAACGCCAUAGCGUCAUUGCCGCUGGCAGCCAUUGGGCUGAUGCCCACGCUCAUCACAGAUUUCUUUGUGGCAUGUGUGGUAAGUGCGGCUUCGAAGCUUUGGAAGCAGACUACCAAGCACUGGUGGGUCCAAGCAAAUCCGGCGCUGAUUUUUGCUGCGUUCUCCGUUAAAGAAGUUAUAAAACGCGUUUUGUUCGACAGCCACCUGGGUGUGGCAAGCCCUGCUAUGGCUGCUAUGACUGCUGUGCACGUUGCAUUUCCAUUACUGAGCUGCUUGUCAAGUCUCGCUGUGCUGUGGGGCCUUCAAGCUACACCAGGCGUGGCAUUCAUAUCCGACACUGCGCAAUGCCCAGCUGAUCUUCAGAAAUCCUUGCAGGGAGAGUUUGCCACUGUUUCAUAUUUUCUUGGGCCCAGGCUUGGCAUGUUUACGCUUCUCUGGUGGUUGAUGCCGUGUUCUAUCUAUGCACUUGCAAACACAGAGCAAUGUUUCGAGCCGGCAUCGGCGCUUGCACACGUUUCCUAUUUGGCAGCUGGGUACCUGUUGGACAUCUUGGCCAGUCAGUUCUUGCUGGAGGCCGUAAUAGUGGCUCGCGUUGCUCAAGCUCACGUACGAACGACAAGGGACUCGCUCGACCUAAAACCGGAUGUUGACAAGUUGCAGACAUUCCACAAAGCCUGCGUGAGGCUUGUUGAUGAGAUCAUGCUAGAACUUGCCAAGAUCAGUGGGCCAACCUUAGGUUUGGCAGCAUGCAGAGCUGUUUCGGCCUGUUUCUAUGUCGUCGAGGUGGCACGCAAUCUUGCUUGGUGGGAAGAGCCAGGGGGCAAGUUCAUGGUGAUAACUUUGUUGAUGUCAAUUGUCAUUGACAUGCCAGUCGGUCUCUACUGCCUCUUGCUCCCUGCUAGCGUUUCAGAUGAGUGUGCGGAGUUGAUGGAGCAUCUCAACAAUGUCAGGGCACAGGAGGUUUCCAAAGAACUCAAGCCCGAGGUGGACAGAGAGAUCCGGCUAACCGAAACCUAUUUGAACAAGGCUUCAUCGGCUGGGUUGGAGUUUUGA
This is a messenger RNA of Symbiodinium necroappetens, 1538 nucleotides long. Lineage: Eukaryota; Dinophyceae; Suessiales; Symbiodiniaceae. The record is from the annotation of a GenBank genome assembly.